CGUCAUAUGCAAAAAAUAAUCAUAAGACUUGUUGGUCACACUCACACACACACACACAAAACCUAAGUUUAUCAACCUUAGCAAUUGCAUUUUGUAACUCCAAUGAAUUCAAUUGAAUCCUUCCAUGAUGUUCAGAGAAAUGUUUUUUACAACCAAAUAUCAUACUUUGCUUUCAUGUUGCUCACAAGAAAAGAAGUUCAAUUAAUUAUAUACUUCAUCAUUAUUAUCUUUCGGUUAUCAUCUCAUCUCACUUUUAAGAAUGAAUGAAGAGUCUUGUGUUGACACUCAUCAAGCAUCUGCACCUUCUUCUUUAGCAGCAAACCCUCUUGAUAAUCCAUCUUCUUCCACUUCUCCAUCAUCUACUUCUCAGUUGCAAGCAGAGGAAACCAACCAUGGAGGUGCAAACAAUGACAUCCAACACAACCAAGAACGAGUGACCACCAGGUCUUAUUGGAUCCAUAUUUCAAACACAAAUUCAUCAAUGGUUUCCACGUGGGACAUUGUUCAGUCUUGCAUCACUGUGAUAGUGCCAUUCUGGGUAGUUGCAUCCUUUGCUCUUGCUCUUGGUAUUUAUGGGUCUGUAAGUUUACAAUUGGGACCCCACUGCUCACGUUUGAUAAAAAUCAACUCAAUGUUAGUGCAGUCUAUAAAGGUGGAACAAAUUGAUAAGCCAAAACCUGGUCUAAUGCUCUAUGGUUUUGAUGGAACUCCUCCACUAGAUGUGAAAAUCAACUGGACUGAGAUGUAUAAUGCAUCGUUACCAGCAAAAUUUCAGAAGGAAUGGAUGUUUUACCUGAACAAAGACUCCCAAUUGAAAGUUUUUUACAGUGUUAAGUCUCCACUAGCAUCUUUAUUCCUCGUAAUUGCUAAAGGAAGAGAAGGCCUUUUUGAGUUGAAAGAAGACCCAUUAUUCUCUAAUGCAACAUUGUACUGGAAUAUUAUCUAUGGAAGUGGCAGCAUCACACAAAAAAUAUCACAUUCAUUUGCUUAUUAUGUGGCAGUUGGCAAUAAGAACCUUCAAAAUGUGGAGGUAGAAUUGAACUUCACUUUAAAUUCACUUCUCUACAAUACAACAAGCACGAACCAUAGAUGUUCUCUGGAUAACGGCUCAUGUGUAUUAAACCUUGUUCUUUUGGAGUCAGACACUGCUCUAUUAACAACUCCAGGUCUUAGAGAGGGUGAUUCUGAUGAAGAAAUGUUUGAUGUGAAUGUGUCUUAUGAACCCAGAUGGAUCAUAUAUUUCAUAGGAUCAGGUGUGGUAGCUGUGCUACUCUUACUUGCCCUGAAAUUCUUCAAAAUGUUCCAAGCAAAUGGUGAUGAAGAAAGGGAAGGAUUCCAACAAGUGCAAGUGAUUUCAGAACAAACUCGAUUGCUGCCUACUAAAGAUGAUGAUGAUCUUUCAAGUUGGUGUUCAUCUUAUGAAUCUCUCUUUAAUGAGGAAGAGGAUAUUAAACUGUGGCUUGCAGAAAAUUCUAUGGAAGGAAAGUCAUCAAGGGAAGGGGAAACUAGCAAUGAUCUCAAGCAUUUGUGUGUCAUUUGCUCUGCUGCCCCAAGGGAUUGCUUCUUUCUCCCAUGUGGCCAUUAUGCAACAUGCUUUGCAUGUGCAACAAGAAUUGCUGCAGAAGCUUGCACAUGCCCCAUAUGCCAGAGGAAAUUGAAGAAAGUGCUGUCCCAAAAGAUUGGCAUACAGAUGUAGGAUACAGUAAUGCAUAGCUUGUUAAUUGCUGAUACGUUCUAGGCACAUCCUUGUUCAGUAAUUUCGAUUGUUUUCCAAAUUUUUGGUUUAAUUAUUUAUUUUUUAAUUAUAA
This is a messenger RNA of Cajanus cajan (pigeon pea), 1808 nucleotides long. The record is from RefSeq and is a predicted model, not a curated record. NCBI's taxonomy places the organism in Eukaryota, Viridiplantae, Streptophyta, Magnoliopsida, Fabales, Fabaceae.